Molecule: messenger RNA, 8316 nt
Organism: Leucoraja erinaceus (little skate)
Lineage: Eukaryota; Metazoa; Chordata; Chondrichthyes; Rajiformes; Rajidae
Product: putative Polycomb group protein ASXL2
Biological process (GO): animal organ morphogenesis; positive regulation of transcription by RNA polymerase II
Cellular component (GO): PR-DUB complex
Molecular function (GO): chromatin binding; DNA binding; peroxisome proliferator activated receptor binding
Source: RefSeq, a predicted model, not a curated record
GAAACGGUGCGCCGAAGUUUGAAAGACAACCCGGCGCUUUUAAAAUAAAUAUUAUUAUUUUUCUGCAAAAAGGAGGGAUUAAAAGCAGUACUUGUUGCGGGGUCGAAGCGCUGCAUUGGCUGCCUGUGUGUGUGAGAGUGAAUGAUGCUGUUUCCUGUCUUACUGUACAUGACGUGCGUGCACUCUGGCCGUGUGUCUGGGCGGUCUGUGCAUCAUGUGAGGCUGUUGUACAGUAACCCGGCAGCGACAUGGCAGCAGCGGCGCUUGCACACUGAGAGCCCGGGCGGGCUGUCACUCACCGCCCGAGCGCAGCGCUCGCGCUCCAUUACUCAGCUCUUUUUUUUCCGCCUUCUCCCUCCGCUUGCACAGAGUCUCCGCAACCUUCAGCAAGUGUCAGCCUUUCCGACAUGAAGGAAAAACAGAAGAAAAAGAAAGGACGAACCUGGGCGGAGGCAGCACGAACGGUACUGGAGAAGUACCGAAAUACACCCAUGAGCCACAAAGAGAUCCUCCAAGUCAUCCAGCGUGAAGGAUUAAAGGAGAUCAGUGGCACCUCUCCAUUGGCUUGCUUGAAUGCUAUGCUUCACACUAAUUCUAGGGGAGAAGAGGGUAUUUUCUAUAAAGUACCUGGUCGUAUGGGAGUAUACACAUUAAAGAAGGAUGUCCCAGAUGAAAUGAAGGAUCUUUCCGAAAUGUGGGAUGACAGCAGUGAUGGUCAAUCAGACUCGCAGAGCACAGAGAGCAACGAAAAAAGGGAAAGGAAAAAAAUCUCAUCCAGGUUAUCUCAACCAGCCUCGCCUCAGUCAAGUUGUCCCUCCCCCUCCAUUGCACAGAGUAAGGUUAUGUCUCCAUCCCAGAAGCACAGCAAGAAAGCUCUCAAACAGGCUUUGAAACAGCAGCAGCAGAGAAAACAGUGCCGUCCUGGUUUAACAGUCUCCUCCAACCCAAGGCUGUUGCUGAAGUCUGUGAAAGCAACUGACCAAGGAGGGCCAAAGAUUGGCUGGGAAAUGAAGCAAUCUGAUGGGCGUUCUCAGAAUUCAACCUGCAGUUCAUCAGCAUCUGGCAAAAUGGAUCAAACCCUGUCUGGACUGGGCAGGAAGCCCUCUCAGAGAUCUGAGAGGCUCAAUGCAAGACAAUUGAAAAGAACAAAAGCCAUGGACAUUGACGUAGAAACACCAGAUUCCAUUCUUGUGAACACAAAUCUGCGGGCCCUUAUCAAUAAGCACACAUUUUCUGUUUUCCCUGGUGAAUUCCAGCAGCGCCUGCUCCUCCUGCUUCCUGAAGUGGACAGACAGAUGGGGACGGAUGGCUUCAUGCGUUUGAGCACCUCAGCACUGAAUAAUGAAUUCUUUACUUCUGCAGCCCAGGGCUGGAAGGAACGGUUAUCAGAGGGAGAGUUCACUCCAGAGAUGCAGCUGAGAAUACGACAAGAGAUAGAAAAGGAAAAGAAGGUGGAACAGUGGAAAGAAAGCUUUUUUGAAAAUUACUAUGGUCAAAACUCUGGUAUAAGUCUGGAAGACUCGGAAAAGCUGACUGCAUCAACAAAUAACAUAGAGGAUUGUCAGUAUCCUGCAACCAAACAAGCCCCCGUCCAGUUGGCCACACUUGAUACCUCCAGCAAGGCAAGAACACAGAUUGAGGCUAAAGGAGUAAAGGACAACAAAACAGGAACCAAAGAAGUAAGAACACUAAAAGGCGAAGAAAAGGCUGUGAAAACUGAGAAAUCAACUGCAUCUUCAGAAGAGUGCAAGAACAAAGCACCAAUUAUUAAAAAUCUUGAAGAGAAAUCCUCUGGAAUCAGUACUCUGCCUGAGAAAAAUGUGGAUCAUGUCCAGAGUCCGUCAUUGCUGAAGCAAGAUAAUCAGGCAACUGGGCCCAGACCCGUUACCUGCCCAAAACCUAAAGUUGUGGUGGUUAAACCAGAACCUAACCAAACUGAGUCCAAACGGCAACUGAGGUCAGAAAGAUCAGACGUAUCUGACAGUAAAAAGCCUGAGACUAUUGAAUCUGUGGAGAAUAAGCCCCGUGAGCUUUCUAAACAAGACCAGCUUGUAAAAGUGGCUUCUGCAGAGGAAAUGGAAGUUACUGCAGAGGGUCUGAAAAGGAAGUCGAAUGACGACAGAGAAUCUGUGCUCAGCCCCGAGAAAAAACCCCGUGUUGUGGACCAUCCGUUAUUUCGGAACCCACCUGAGGACUUUCCCAGGAAGAAAAUUGAGCCACAAGAACCCAACGUCUCACCUCUUAAGAUUCCAGUCUCCAGGACCAGAGCGGUGCAAAUCCCUAUUGCUCAGGUCUCUCCCAGGGCCACUCUCCCACUGUUCUUCACAAGUCCAGGGAGAACUUCAGCCAGGACUCUUGCAGACAUCAAGGCUAAAGCUCAGCUCGCCAGAGCACUGCAUGCAGCAGCCGCAGCAGCUGCAGCAGCAGGCGCAGCCGUUCCAGGCCCCGGUCCAGGAGGAGGGAUUGAAGGUGGGGGAGGGACAGGCGCUGGGACCUCUGGGCAGGGGAGCACACUGGACCAGGACAGAACUGGAGGCAGGAGAGGUCUUGGAGGGCCCCUAUCCAUUUGUCCAGGGGAGCAAUCUAAACCGCGUGCGGAGGCAACGACCGAGGCAGGAGCCAGUGUGGAUACGAGAACACAACUACAGCCGGCGGCCAUGGCCCGGUGCAAAUCUGCAAUCUGCGACGUGGACUCUAACAAACUCACAGCACCAGCAUUAACGUCACCCAGUGCACAUAAAGCAGUAUCUGUAGCUGUGCAAACACCCUUACAGACACCCACAGCAACGACAAACGUGACUGCAAAUAAAACCUCUCCUAGUCCUAUGCAGACGCACACUGUAAAGCAGACAUCCAGUCCUACUAUGAGAAACGUUUUGAAACUUGCACCUGUCGUCAAAGAUUCAGAAUAUGCAAAGGCAGCAAUUCAGAGCUCAGAAAAUGUUGCAAUGCACAAUAAAUCUGGUGAAGGGGGGAAUCAGCAACCUUCAUUAGAUUCUAAUGACAGAGCAUCUAAUGUGGACAGAAAGCUGCCGGCUGAUACCCAGCUGCCUUCCCUUUCUCUUGAUGCAAAAAGGAACCUUCAGGUUGCAUCUUCAUCCAGUACCUUCGCCACAGCAGGUAGUUGUACAUCGGUGGCAACAGCGGGCACAACUGGAACUUUAAAAGUGGCCCCUCCAGUUUCAGAAGCAAAUGCUAAUGUGGAGAGCUGUGUCAUUACAUCAACUGCAUCUACACCAUUAUUUUGCACCUCCCAGAUUGCAGCCAGCCUUAAAACACAAGUACCCGUUAGGGAAAUCAUGCCAAAAAACAGCUUGUCUAUCCCUGCAAACAAUCCACUGGUUACACAAUUGCUUCAAGGGAAAGAAUUGCCACUGGAGCAAUUCCUACCUAAGGCACUGACCAAAGUCGAGAUGAAGCCUGUAUAUCAGUUUUCUGAAACAGCACUCAAUGAUAAAGUGAAGACAUCGUCUGAUGGCACAGUAUUGGUAUCUGUGGCGGUGGGAGGUGCCACCACUGUGAUUCACAGAUCUGGUGAAGUAGCUGCUGACCUUAUCAAAGGAAGGCAAACCCAGACAAUUGUCGACCAAGGUGUUGAAUCAAUUGCUCAGCGCAGACUGGAAGAGCAGUUUGAACAGACUUCAAAGAACAGUUCCACCAGUGAAGAGCAACAAAGCAGGGACUCUGAUCAAGACUGCAUUCAAUCAGAAUUGUUCAACAGAUCGCACGAUAGGAUUCCACUGCCCACACUGAGCAGUGUGCAGAGUCAAAGCUUGGCUCCUCUGUCAGAAUCAUUACAAUAUAAGUUUAGCAGCUCAGGUUUUCCCUCUGAAGAUGCUUCAGUGGGGCCCAGAUCAAGAUUUGGUUUGAUGGGGACAAAGUCUGCCCUUAAGCCAGCUGUGUCUGGUCAUUACUUGCUUAAUACGGCAACCUACGGCAGAGGCUCAGAGAGUUGGAAAAGAGCACAUGGGCAGAGUACUGUGGCCCGGGCUGCCAUCAAUGGUCAGCUGGAGACUCCAGAGAAGCAGCUGAAGGAAGGCCAAGCAAAAGCAGCCGAUGCCGGCAUUCAGCAAGUGUCGGAGUCAAUCAGCCGGUCCGAGUCCUGCCAUCCAUCUGUAGUCAUCAAGACCGAGCAGGACGCUUCCCAGGCUGGUGGUGAUGGUGUCCCCUGCCCACAGGCAGCUUAUAUCUCCAGUGGAUUUGUGAAACAGGAAGCACUCGCCCAUGAACACAGACACACUGGGAAGGAAAACACUCCCUUGUUGCUUCUUGCCCAGGUGGCCGGUGUACCUGUGUCUAAAGAAUACCAUCAAGGAAUCCAGUCACAUCUAGCUCAUGCUGGUGGCAGCAAAUUGUUGCCGAGUCAUCAAGACCCUAAUAAAAUGCCUAGUUUAUCUGUUGGAUUUCAGCAGCCCGCCCAGCAUCAACAAAGGUUUCCUGCUUAUGGAAACCGUGCAAGUUCACAAUUUGCAUUCAGACCGGUUCACAGUGGUAAUAACAAUGUUCCUUCUGUUUCGCCUGCAAAUCAUUGCUCUGCUGUCAAAGGACUGUCUGUGUACAGCCAAGUCUCGAACAGCUCUGGGAAUAUGGUGUCCUUCUCGGUUACUGUGACAACACUUCCUGCUGGUCCAUCAAUAAACACCAACACUCAUGGCCAAUCUGCACAGACUUUUUCUGAAAGUGGCAAUAUGGAGGACUCACCCUCCAAAUGUUAUUGCAGGCUUAAAGCCAUGAUUAUGUGUAAAGGAUGCGGUGCAUUUUGUCAUGAUGACUGCAUUGGACCAUCUAAAUUAUGUGUUUCCUGUUUAGUGGUACGAUAGAUAACAUGGUUUAUUUUUGUUCAAAAUGUAACCUGGACUGGCAGUGCCAUGCACAAGAGACGUGUACAAUCAGGAAAAUGUUUGUAUUGAUUUAUUACAGUGGCACCUUGUUGUAGGCUUGACUGGUAUGUGUUAAAUGAGACAUAGAGUUUGCACUAAAGAUCAUGUUCAGAUUUUAUUAUUCUAUUUUUUUUCCCAAAAAAACUUUGAACAGAAGCAAACAGGGUAACUCGUAGAAAUGUGUUUGAUAUAAUUUAAAUGCCAACUCAUAUUAACGGGGGGCUCAUAUAUUCUUGCUUUUGGCCCCUUAUAAAAUUCAUUUGAAGAAGCAUAUUUGAAAUUUGCUUAGGUGGGAAACACUGCAUUUGCUGCUCAAAUUUCUUUCCCCUGAAUUUAGACAAAUCAUCCAGCCUUGCACCGGGUUAUGGAAUUUUCAGCUUGUCACAGUGAUGUCUGUCAACCUAGUUCUAAAUCUGCGUGGUAAUUGCUGUGCUUGGUUUUGCAUGUAUGUGAUUGGUAAAAGUUGGAAGAGGAUAACGCAGCUGCAAUGUCAAUGAGGAAAAUUAAGUGCAGCCAAAAUCAUAAGUCUCAUGAGUUGGUUUUGCAGCUGGAGAUGAUGGCUGAUGUGAAAUUAGUGCAGAAUGAAUUACACCAUGACUGACUUUAAAUGAGAGAAUCUCUGUCAGGCAUUAGCUUUUUCAAAACUGCCAGGUUCCACUUGAAGAUCAACAAAAGCCGAGGAUACCAAUUGAGAGUUUGACAUGAUAAUAUAUGGUCAUCAUCAUCGGCGGUCACUCGAAACGAGCAUGACUGUCCACUCCAUUCCAUAGGGUCGUGCACUUGUGGAUCUGCAGAUGUCUGUAGAGGCUGAUACACGAUCCACACACCUUGGUGCAAUGUGGGCAGUGGAGACUGGCGGUAGUUGGUAGUGGUCGAGACCCAUUCUCUCUCUCCUUACGGUGCUGUCGCUUUGUCUCCGUUUAAUGAAGUACAGCUCCUUCAUGCAUGGAUUUCCUACAGGAGCGCCUGUCCAGUGCAAUGUGCUCCCAGUUGCUCGAUGUGAUGUGGAAUUUCUUCAGACUGUUCUUGAUGUUGUCCUUGAAGCGUUUCUUUGGCCCGCCGGGGGCUCACCGACCUUCCUUCAAUUGAGAGUACAGGAUGUGUUUAGGGAGACGUGUGUUGGAUGACAUGGCCAGUUCAUCGAAGUUGGUGCUGCAUUAUUGUGGUGGUGAUGCUGGUCAUGUUGGUUUCCUCUAAAAUGCUGAUGUUGGUGCGUUUGUCCUCCCAGCUGAUCCUCAGAAACGUUCGUAGGGAUCUUUGAUGGUAUUGUUCCAGGGCUCUCAGGUGCUGUAGGUGGUCCAUGAUUCAGCUCCAUACAACAUGGUGGGGAGGACAACGGCUCUGCAGACCAGCAGUUUUGUUUGUGCCUUUAGGCCUCAGUUUUCAAAGACUCUUUUCCUGAGUCUGACAUAGGCUACGCUGGCACAUCUCAGGCAAUAGUGGACCUCAGUCAAUGUCAGCUUUUGAGGAAAGAAUGCUGCCAAGGUAGGGGAAGUGGUCAACGUUUUCAAGAGUGGUGUCGUCCACUUUUAUAGUGGGCUGGGUAGACGGCUGGUUGGGUGGUGGUUGAUGUGGGACCUGGGUCUUCUUGAUGUUUAAGGCUAAGCUCAUGGCUCUGUAUGCCUUGGCAAAGACAUUCAGGAUGUCCUGUAGGUCUUCUGCAGAGUGUGCUACAAUGGCGCAGUCGUCCACGCACUGAAGCUCCAUGAUGGCGGUGUUACUGACUUUGCUCUUGGUCUUCACCCUAUUGAGGUUGAAGAACCACCGUCUGUUCUGCCGAGGAUUGGGAACCCCUGCGGCAGCUCUUUACCAAUGAGGUGAAGUAUGGCAGCAAUGAAGAUGACAAACAGGGUGGGUGCAAUGAUACAUCCCUGUUUGACCCCGGUUCCACAGUGAAGGGCUCGGACUCAGAGCCGCAGUUGCUGAGCACUGUGACCAACAUGCCAUCAUGUAGAAGCUUCAAUAUUCUGAUGUACUUGUCGUGACAACCGUACCAACUAAUAUAUGGUACGUUAUCUCACACUAUUUCUUAAGUUUUGGUUGAUCAGUCCAAGGACAAUGACGUCAUUUAAGUAAUUACAAUGGAAUAUUAAUCUGCUGCAUAAUCCAAAAUAAUUCCAGGACAAAUUAUAUUUAAUAAAUUCCAGAUUGUUAACUUCACUUUAAAGGACUUAAUUUAAGUGUAUGCAUUAAAAUAAUUACAUCGCAGAACAUUAGAGAAAAAUUAUUCCUCAAUGACGAUAUAUUGAUCCUCAUCCAUAAAUAGAGUAGCACAUUUUCAGCGUUUGUGUGAAAUGACAGAAGUGAGUCUCUUAACUUCUGCGAAGUAAACAUUUAACAGUGAUACAUCAGCCUCUCAAGCAAGAGAACAUCAAUAUGAUUAAAUUCGCAGUGAGCAGCACAGUUGUAACUUCAAAGAACCAACAAACUAAUCUUCCUCAGCCAUUCAUUCAUUCGCAGGCCAAAUCCAGGCUCUGAGAUAAUUACCAGCAGUCACUGAAGCUCCUUUUUUACCAAUACUGGUAAACACAAGGAAAAGUUGAUAACAGAUAAUUAAAUUGCUUGUGGUUUCUUUUGAGAUUUUGGAUGACAUUUAUGAUUUAUGAACCUGUUGCUGGAGAUUGAAACAAUUAAAACAGCAAUGCAGUGGAGUUUUAUUUGGGGCCAAUAAAAUUACCCACUUUUUUGACAGUGGCAGGAUAUUUUAAACCUUCUUUUCAUGAAGUAAGACUUCAUCUGGAGGGUGAAAGAUGCAGCCCCCUUAACUGUCACUUAACCGAAGAAUGCAGCUUUACCAAGUUUUUCUUUCUUGGUUUUGGUUUAAAAUUGAUUGUAAAAUAACAAGAAUCUCAACGCUUUUCAUUUCUUUCACGUUAUUUUAAUAUUCUGCUGUUGUGCAAAUUUUGAGGUCUGUUGAGUUAAUAAUGGGGCAAAUGUAAAAAUAAAAUUAGGCUGAUACAUAGUUUAAAGAAAAACUAUAAUUUUUUCACAGUAUAGAAAUCACUAUUUUAAAAUAAUAAAGACUUUGUAAAGAAUUUAAAAGAUGAAAUAGAUGAUUCUUACUUUAUAUUGGUUGCACUUCAUACUUUAUGUUAAAAGAAAUUAAGUGGCAAAAUAUUUAACAUUUACCUCCCAAUAAAAUUAACCCAAUAGCAGGUUGCAUGGUUAGUAACAUGGAAAAUACUCCAUACUUAACUGCAUCAGUCAGUGGUCUUUUAUCAUUGAGGCAAUUGAAUUAUUGAUACAUUAUGUCACUUGUAAAAAAACAUAGAAUCUUUAUUUCUGGUAUUGUCUUUCUUGAUACAGAUUAUAUUUUUCUCUUAAAAAUAAUUAAGAACCUGUUCUUUUAAUGGAGAAUGUAUAUUAGAAAGAUAGCUCCUGUAUGAAAUGUAUUUUAUCACCAGAUAAACAGCAAAUAAAGAUGGCUGUUAUAUCA